Molecule: messenger RNA, 1281 nt
Organism: Nicotiana tabacum (common tobacco)
Lineage: Eukaryota; Viridiplantae; Streptophyta; Magnoliopsida; Solanales; Solanaceae
Product: putative 3-deoxy-D-manno-octulosonic acid transferase, mitochondrial
Biological process (GO): lipid A biosynthetic process
Cellular component (GO): plasma membrane
Molecular function (GO): transferase activity
Source: RefSeq, a predicted model, not a curated record
GAAAUAGACAAAAGCGAAAAGAGGAACCCAUUACUAGAGUUUUAGCUCAUUUUGCAAUCCAUUUGGGACGCGGACUCCAUUGUUCACAGCUCAACAGUAUAACACUGCUCAGAAUUAUCGGGGAAAAUGAGGAGGGAGAGAGGUAAAUUGGUAUACAAGAUUUACAGAGCCCUAACUUAUGGCCUAUCGCCGCUGAUUCACCUUCACCUGCGGUGGCGCAAAUUCCGAGGCCUCGAACAUCCUCUCCGCUGGCGCGAGCGUCUCGGAUUCCCCUCUUUCCCUCGCCCCCCUGGCCCUCUCCUCUGGUUCCACGCUGUCUCUCUUGGUGAAGGAAUGUGUGCAAUUCCAGUGAUUAAAUGCUGCGUAGAGAGGAGGCCUGAUGUAACUGUCUUAAUGACGACUACCACCACAUCAGCAUUUGAGGUGAUAAAGCACCAGCUUCCAAAUAAUGUCAUUUAUCAGUUUUCUCCCAUUGACACUCCAGCUGCCAUUGAUGCUUUCCUUUGUUAUUGGAACCCAAAUGCAGUCAUUUUAAUUGAAAGUGAGCUCUGGCCAAACCUCAUUAUAGGUGCCGCAAAGAAAAGGAUUGCACUUGCAUUGCUUAAUGCUCGAAUGUCUGCAAAAUCUUAUGACAGUUGGUCUCAAUCGUUUAUUAUUCCUCUGACAUCAUUGAUGCUCUCUAAAUUCUUGCUGAUUCUUCCACUGAGCACUACACAGGCAAUUCGUUUUCAACUGCUGCAGUGUCCACCAUUCAUCAUAAAUUUUUGUGGCGACCUAAAGUAUGCUGUAGGAAACAUUGAGACUGCUGAAGGGGAUCAGAGAGCUCUGGAAGAGUUGCAGGUACAGCUUAUGAACAGAAAGGUUUGGAUGGCAUCUUCCAUUCAUAAGGGUGAAGAAAAAGUCAUGUUGGAUGUACACAAAGCACUAAAGCAAAUACAUCCGGAUAUCAUUACCAUCAUUGUUCCUCGGCAUCCUCAUCAUGGAGAACUAAUUGAUUUGGAACUAGAGAAAGAGGGAGUAAGGGUGGCAUUAAGGUCUCGUCACGAUAAGCUCCUGCCAGGAACAAACAUAUAUGUGGUUGAUACAUUAGGUGAAUUGAAAAAGUUCUACAGACUAACACCAAUAGCCGUGAUUGGAGGUUCAUUUCUACCUGGUUCAGCUGGUCAUAAUAUUUCAGAAGCCGCUGCAGCAGGCUGUGCUGUUUUGACUGGUCCUUAUAUUGGUCAUUUCUCUUAUAUGGCAAUACAGAUGCAACGGUUGAAUCCUUUGUCAGUAUUACAG